This is a messenger RNA of Nematolebias whitei (Rio pearlfish), 1459 nucleotides long. It is a transcript of the gene cdr2a, whose product is annotated as cerebellar degeneration-related protein 2a. The coding region runs from base 125 to 1459 and encodes 444 amino acids. The record is from RefSeq and is a predicted model, not a curated record. The transcript has 7 exons. NCBI's taxonomy places the organism in Eukaryota, Metazoa, Chordata, Actinopteri, Cyprinodontiformes, Rivulidae.
ACACCCUGGCAGGAUGUAGUCGCAGCCCGCGGUGGUUAGCCGACCACUCCAGACAGCCGCACCGACACGAAAUGUGAGAAGUUUCUCUCGGGUGGAGAUUUAUUUUAACCCUGCGGCGUGAAAAAUGUUGACUGACGUGAUUCUUGAGGAAGAGUUUGAGAAGAAUGAAGAAACUUGGUAUAACCAGCGGGACCUCGAAAACGAUCUCCAUUUGGCAGCGGAGCUGGGGAAAAGCCUCCUUGAGAGGAACCAUGAGCUGGAGCAGGCCCUGCAGCAGAUGUACUCCACCAACCAGGACCAGCUGCAGGAGAUGGAGUACCUGAGCAAGCAGGUGGAGUUGCUGCGUCAGAUGAACGACCAGCACACCAAGGUGUACGAGCAGCUGGACGUGGCCACCAGGGACCUGGAGCAAAACAACCAGAGGUUGGUCCAGGACAACCGCCUGGCCCAACACAAGAUCCACAGUUUAACAGAAACUAUUGAUGGGCUUCAGACCCUCAUGGAGGAUCUGCAGACCCAGAUCAAGGAGCUGAAGUCUGCACAGGCAGAGCGGAGUAAGAGGGAGCUGGCAGAGCAGCGGCGCAGCCUCGGAGCACAGAGCGUGUCCUGCCUCAAGGAGCUGUAUGACCUACAGCGGGACCGGUAUCCAGCUCACGAUGUUGGACUCUGGUCUCCUCAGAGCUUCCUCUGUGACAGAGACCGGCAUGUCGACCCAGAGCAGGAGAACCAAGCUCUGCAGCGCUCGGUCCAAACUCUUCAAAGACAGAUGGCAGCAGAAAGGAACCGUCGGGAGGCCGCGGAGCGAGAGGCUGAGUUCACAUCGAGAGAGAACCGGGGUCUGGAGCAGCGGCUGGCCCUGCUGGUGGGCUGCCAGGCCCGGCAGAAAGAGCUGGAGGAGGAAGUGGAGCAGCUGCAAGUUCUGUGGCGUGCUGAGUGCGCCAACAGCGCUGGACGACCCGGCCGGCUGCUGCUGCCUGAAUCACUAUUUUUUGCCUCUGAGGAAAGACGGCGUGAGGAGGAGGAGAUGCCUGAGAGGCAUAAAGAGCGCCAACCGAGGCGCAACAGUGACAGCGUUUUAAAAGCAACAAACGCAGAUGAACUUCGCCGUGGUCAUGAGCAGCUGUGCGUCAGACGAGCCGAUGCGGUGAAGCAGCGAGGCAUCUCUCUGCUCAACGAGGUGGACGCUCAGUACAGCGCGCUGCAGGUAAAGUACGAUGAGCUGCUGCGGCGAUGCCAGCAGGCCACAGAUGAGCUCAGCCAUAAAGCCGUCCAGACUUCCUGGGCCCGCCGUCGCCUCUCGAACUCGGCUGCGUCGUCUGAUCUGACGAGCGUUCCUGAAAACGACCAGCAGCCGGAGUACAAACUCCUCUUCAAGGAGAUCUUCACCUGCAUCCAAAAGACGAAGAAGGACCUGAGUGGGAGCAAGCACCCUGAUGGCGAUUUCAGUUCUGCCAGCUGA